Molecule: messenger RNA, 705 nt
Organism: Insectozyma verbasci
Lineage: Eukaryota; Fungi; Ascomycota; Pichiomycetes; Serinales; Debaryomycetaceae
Source: the annotation of a GenBank genome assembly
AUGAGAGAUAAUAUUCAAUUUUUAUCAAAGUUUACACCUUGUGAUGUUUCUGAUUCAUUACAAAAACAUGGUAUUAAAAAUGGUGGUUUUAUACCAAAUUUGAUUAAUCAAUCACCAACUGAUAAAACAAUUGUUGGGAAAGCAUAUACUGUAUUAUAUGCACCUAAAUCAGAUCCAAGGCCAGCUAUUAAACAAGCAUAUAUAGAUCAAGUACCAGAAAACUCAUUUGUAGUUAUUGGAUUACCAUUAGGUUUACAAACUAUUUAUUCACCAUUUACAAAAGUUAAUAAUGCAUUAUAUGGCGGUUUAAUGUCGACUAGAGCACAAUAUAGUAAAGCUAAUGGAUCAGUUAUAUUAGGUAGAAUUAGAGAUUUAGAUGAACAUAGAGAUUUAAAAUAUCCUGUUUGGUCUUAUUCUGUUGGAACAGCUGCUCCAGGUCCAUAUUUAAAAGUUGUUGGUAUUAAUGUUCCAUUAGAAGUUAAAGUUGCAAGUAUAGAUAAAGAAGAAGACAUAUUAAUUAUUAAUCCUGGUGAUUAUAUAAUUGGUGAUAAAAAUGGUAUUGUUAAAUUAGAAGAUGAUGAAAAUUUAGAAAAGAUAUUAGAGUAUAUACCAAAAAGAGUAGAAGCAGAUAUCAAAGUAAGUCAAGAUAUAAAGAAUGGUAAACCAGCUGCAGAAUCACAAACUUAUUGGCGUAGUAAAAUUUAA